Entelurus aequoreus (snake pipefish) is the source of this 2728-nucleotide messenger RNA. RefSeq lists its product as uncharacterized. Bases 159 to 2246 code for a protein of 695 amino acids. Gene Ontology annotation, molecular function: calcium-dependent cysteine-type endopeptidase activity. Gene Ontology annotation, cellular component: cytoplasm. Gene Ontology annotation, biological process: proteolysis. NCBI's taxonomy places the organism in Eukaryota, Metazoa, Chordata, Actinopteri, Syngnathiformes, Syngnathidae. The transcript has 23 exons. The record is from RefSeq and is a predicted model, not a curated record.
UGUGACUAUGGUGUUUUUAUGCACUGCUUUCACCUGAGGUACAGUUUGAAGUGCCAUUAUAUAGGAACUUGAGCCUCUCCUUCUCACACAUGCUGAUCUACUUGGACUCAACACAACACACCCACACCUUCUCUUCCCUGAGCUAGAUCACGACAGAGAUGCCUCCUCCAGGUGUGUGCAUGAGCAUCAUUAAUGGACGCCACAACAAAGAUGGUUAUGGGACCAUCAGCAACCCUGAGAAGUUUUUAAACCAAGACUACCAUAUGUUAAAAGAGUACUGUCUGAGCCGAAAAGUACGGUACAUUGAUGACAUGUUCCCUCCUGACAUAAGAACAAUUGGAAGCAGCUUACUGAGCCCCUCUGACCUGAACAACAUUGUGUGGCUCAGACCAGCGAAACUCGUUUCCAAGCCAUCUUUUGUUGUUGAUGGGCCCUCAAGGUUUGACUUUGGUCAAGGCAAACUUGGAAACUGCUGGUUUCUUUCAUCAAUGGGUGCACUGACAUUCCAGAAGGUCAUCUUUGAGCAUGUUGUUCCUGUUGAUCAAAACUUUGGUCAGGACUACUGUGGACUGUUCCACUUUAAGUUCUGGAGAUUUGGCAGAUGGGUCGAUGUUGUCAUUGAUGACAAACUCCCAACAAUCAAUAACAGACUCAUUUUUGUACGCUCCAAAGACCCAACAGAAUUCUGGCCCGCUUUGCUGGAAAAAGCUUACGCUAAAGUGUGUGGAUCUUAUUCAGACAUGAAUGCUGGCACUCCUAAUGAGGCAUUGGUGGACUUUACGGGCGGUGUCCACAUUUGUAUCCAGCUGUCAGAACCUUCCUCAAACUUUUGGGAGAUUAUGUUGCGAGCCGGACAAUUCAAAUCACUGAUGGCAUGUGGCACUCCUCAGGGGGAGACAUCUGCCAACACCGUUUUGCCAAAUGGAAUUGUCCAAGGCCACGCCUACACCGUCACAGGUGUUAGACAGGUGAUGAGUCAUGGGCAAGUAGUAAAGCUGGUGCGUUUGUUGAACCCCUGGGGCAAAGGAGAGUGGAAAGGAGACUGGUGUGAUAGGUCACCUGCGUGGGAAACUGUGAGCUCACAAGAUCGAGAUAUGUGCCUUUCUGUUUUUGAAAAUGGAGAGUUUUGGAUGAGCCUGAAAGAUUUUUGUAGAUUCUUUGAUGAUCUUGACAUCUGCUGUCUAUGUCCCGACUUCCUUGAUGAAGAAUCAUCUUGCCAUUGGAAGACGUCCUUCUACGAGGGCAGAUGGCUUGCGGGGAAAACAGCUGGAGGAUGCAUGAAUUUCCCUGAUAGCUUCUGGACUAAUCCCCAGUAUCGAGUGACGAUUGACCAACUAGACACUGCAUGUGGUGCCAAACAAAGAGACGAAAACAUGCUGGUGUCACUCAUGCAAAAGCCGGACAAAAGAAACAGAGCACUAGUCAAGAAUCUCCACAUCGGAUUCUCAGUCUUUGAGGUGCCAGAAGAAAUGAAACCACAAACAGGGAAAUUCCCUGCAUCUUUUUUCAGCAGAAACAAACCUGUCCUACAGACUAAAAAAUAUGUAAACUCCCGUGAAGUGAUGGAGCUCACCACGAUGAAACCUGGCGAAUACCUUAUUGUACCAUCCACCUUUAAGGCUAACGAGACUGCCUCCUUCAUCCUGACAAUCCUCUCCAAGUCAGAGACCCACAUUCAUGAGAAUUCUGGUAGCCCUGACCAUGAACAUAUGGAUGUCGACGAGCACGAAGAGGACAAUGGGGAUAUGAAAAUUGUGUUCCAAAAAGUCUUUGACCAGUAUGACGGAGUGAAUGCUGUGUUGCUUCAGGAACUUCUUAAUGAUAAAAUCUUGGAAGGAGACCUGAAAUUUGGCGGGUUCAACACUGACGCGUGUCGCAGCAUGGUUGCUGUAAUGAGUACACCCACUACUGGCAAAAAACUGAAUGCUGGACAACUGUUUGAUCUGUGGAGGAAGGUUGUCAUGUCUAAGGAUGUUUUCUUUCGCACUGAUGUGUCAAGAAAUGGAGCACUGUCAUUGAAUGAGCUGAAGAAUGCCAUUUUUGCAUUAGGUACAAAGGUCACAGAUGACAUGUUAAAUAUGUUGAUCCUGCGCUAUGGCACUCCCUCUGGACAUGUAACACUGGAGAACUUCAUCAGCUUGGCUGUUCGUCUUAGCUGCAUGAAAAAGAUCUUCAACAGCUUUUCUGAUGGGAUGAGUGUGACACUACGUGAACCCGAGUGGAUGUACAUUUCGAUGUGCAACUAAAACGAAGUCACAUGAUGCCGGAAGAAAACCAAGACAAAGAGGUGCGGCGCCCAGGGAACAAGGGACCACUGGCCCCACGCAGCCAGGCGGGCCAGUGACAGGAACCCCAGAAAUGGGGUUACCGUUCCGCCCAGCAGGGCCAUCAACAGGCUAUAGACAGACGCGCCCGGCAAAGGACAAGGCACGGGAGAAACAAGGGACAGCCAUCCCCCAAGCCGGCGAGAGACCAUACCCCACGCGGGCAAAAAGGCGGGACGCCCCACCCCGAUGGGCCCAGGGACUCCCCACAGCCAGACGGGAAGACCGCCCCCGCCCCACCAGCCCCACGAGAGCACGGCGGGCCCGCACCAGGCCACCCCACCCAAGUCGGACCACACGGGGCCACGGGAAACACCCACCCCACCUGCAGAGACCUCAACGAUGGAGAUGGAACAUCCAGCAACUGCCCUGGUGAAUCCUCCCCAUGAGGGAAGAAAAAAAAA